AUGUAUAAUAAGUUUUAACCAAUCAUUAUGGAUGACACUACCUUAGGAUCAAUUGAUUCAAAAAGUGUCAUGUUUCUUACGGCCAGUCCCUCGUAAUUCAAAACCAAAUCAUAAGUGAUACUUUCAAGAAAACUAUCAAAAUUGGAACCAUUGAUUAUAGAAAAGGACAAAAGAAAUGAUUCAAGAAGUUAAGAAAAGCGACUAUCACAUGAUCUUGGUGCUAGUUAAGUUUUAGAUUGGAAAUCAUUCAUGUAGAAGGAUGCAGAAUACAUCAAAGAAUUCAAUGAAACUACAGAGAAAUUCAGAAGAAGUUCAAUUUAAUCUUAAAAUUCACAAAUUUUCAUAUCUCCCUUGGCCACUGACAAAUUCAAUUCCUCGCAAUUUGAUGGAAGGAGAUCCUCAAUUAAUUUAAAGUCUCCGGAUAAUGACGACUUUCUCGAAAAAAUGAAAUUAGGAAAGUAAGAGAAAUAUGUAUAUUCUAGUAAACAGUUGCCAAAUUUAACAACCUCUGAAUUUAUGAAGUGCGUUAGAUAAAAAGAAAAAUUAACCGAAUAUGCUAAAGUUUAUUAACAAUCUCCACAGAACAUAUAUCUCAAGUUAAACAACUGUAUUAUGCUCUUCAUUUAUUGAUUAGCUUAGAUUUUUGUACCUAAAACCUUUGGAUUAGUGACUAGUUCUGGAAAUCAAUUGACCCAAGUAAAUGCAUCUAGGUAUCUGAGGAGCAUUGACGAUUGCAAAGUAUAUGCAGAAGCUAUGACAACUACACAAUCCCAAGGCAUCUAGAAGAUGUAAUUGAAUAGCAACAUAUAUGAUCCACGUUAGUUCAAGGAACUAUUGUCUAGCUUUCCUAAUACAAUAAGAGAACUUGAAUUAAAAGAUUGCAAAUUAAAUUUCAAACAUGUAGACACUCUGAUGAGUUAUAUUAACAAGAAUCUGAUCUUGAAAUUGAACUUGGAAUAGAAUUUACUCAGAGAUUAAGGUUGCAAUAUGAUUAUGAAACAUCUAAUGAACAAUAACACAUUGUAGUGUUUAAAUCUCUGCAAUAAUAGAAUUACAGAAACUUCGAGUGUAGCCUUGAGUAAUUUCUUAAAAUAAUCCCAAAGACUCUUAGAACUAUAUCUAGGAUUCAAUAAUCUCUAAAUUAAUGGUAGCAUCCAAAUUUGGAAAGCCAUGUAUAAGAACACCAGCAUUAAGAUUUUAGACAUGUCUCAUAAUGCCAUUGCUUCUUUGGAAUGCGCUUAGGCUAUAGCCAAGGCAUUGUCUCGACCUUACAAUGAGUUAGUUCAUAUAGACAUAAGAUACAAUAAGUUUAAUCAGCAGCAGAGUCAAAUCAUUGCUGAAGGUCUGAUUAAAAAUGAAACUAUCUACGGAUUCCAUUUCGAAGGCAAUUAUUAGGACAUAAUAGUUAAUCCAAAUGGAUUUCUAAUUAAUAGAAAGGAGGAACUCAAAUUAAAACAAUAGAAAAUAGACUUAUUAAAUAAGCAACCCUAAUAUUUUAAAUUGUUGGAUGAAGAAAAAUUAGAAAAUCCAAAUAAUUUGAAAACAGAUGAAGAUUUGUGUCUUGCCUAUCAUAGAAGUCGAAGAAUGAAAUCAACUGAACUAAACAAAUAAAAAGUAAACAUGAUAAAUAAAUUGGAUGUUUGUUGGAUAUGUGAAGGAUGGUAAGAAAUCAAAUUCCAAUGGAAUCAAAAAUCAGGGACCUUACGAUCUGAACCAAUCUUCAUUCACUUCGAUUUUGAUGACUAUAAACCCUAUUUAAUGACCUUCUUAAAUGGGGCAUUCUUCUUUGUAAAAAUGUGUCCUCCCAAUAGAUCAAUCAAAUAUUUCUUUACAAAUCCAAUACUUGGAAUCUAAUGCAUAGCAGAAGAUCAGAAUGUGUUAUAUUUGCAUCAGCCACUCCCUUCUAUCCCAUUUCUAUACAACAAUGAAAUUUUAGUUGAUGGAAACACUAUGCAAAUGAUUAAUGAAUUGAUAUCGCCUGCCAACUAAGUCUUAUUUGAUAGAUAUGUUCCCUUAGUGUAAGCCAAACCAAGAGAAACGAUGGCCUUAUUUGACUUUUCUCCCUAUUUGAAUAUUGCAUCCACGAAAUGGUCAGUUGAAACAUCGAUAUUCAGAUACUUCCCACCAGAUACUGAUAAAUUAAUAGAGGAAUGCUUUGAAUUCGAUUAUCAAAAUUCAAAAAUAAAUAGGCUAGUAAAGGAAACUGAAUUACAGGAAGUCAAAGAAAUAUUAAAAUAAUUCUAUGUGCAAAUCUUCAAUUGUUACAAGUACUUUGCAUCAGGAAAUCCAACGGCUCCUGUAUUUUUUAUUAUUUAAUAUUGUAGAUCCCAUGUUUGGGACCAACCGAUUAUGUGGAAUUUCUAAUUUCCAAUGAUGUUAUUGAAGGAGUCAAACCAAAUGAUAUCGAUAUUGGAUUUACUUCAACAGCAGGUGCUAAGGAUGUCUCCUUCCCUUAGGCGUAUGAAAAAGGAAUAGUGAGAUGUCAAUUUAUGGAAGUUCUGGUUCGAUUUUGUAAUGACAAAUAUAUCAGAAGUGGAUUGUGUCAAACGAUGAUUGAAGGAUUAACACAAUUACAAUAAUAAUGCAGAGAGUUUUUGUCAAAGUUUGAUUCUGCUUAGGCUUGGAGGAAGAUGAGGUUGUGGAAUGAAAAAUGCGAUAUUCUUAUCCAUGAAAGAAUGCCCAUGAUCAAGAUUCUCUACAAAUAUACUUGUAAAUUGAGCAAGAAACCCUAGCAAUUUAAAUACGAUUACGUUUCGCCAUAAGACUUUAAGGAUCUAUUGAAAUAAUCAAAUAUCAUUUGUGAUGAAUUAACAGAAAGAGAAUGCUACCUUGCUUACUUAUAAAGCAUGAUAACUUAGAAAGAUGAGCUAUUUCAACCGAAACAUUAUCAAAUGAAUCUUUAUGAAUUCAUAGAAGCCAUUGCAAGAAUUGCUGAAAAAGUAUCGGUCAUAAGAGGUGACAAAGUAAUUGAAAUUGAAAACAGAAGAGCUCAGGAUUUGCAAGAUAAAAUAUCGGGAUUACUUCUUUUAAUGUAUCUUACUUUGAUAGAUGAGAUUAAAAAGGCUCUGCCAAAUGAACCUGAUGUAAAACAUCUUGAAAAGUGUAUGAAUAAUGAUUUCAGAUCCAAAAAACAAAAGCUUGAGGACUCCUUCACUGAUGGAGAUGAACCUCCAUAUGAUGUUAAGGUUGAAUUACCCAUUUUAAUUGCGCAAGUUCCAAAUCUAUAAGGCAAUGCAAAUGGACCUGCCAAAAGAAUGACUAUUCGUAACAUCAAAUUGCUAAAGCCCUCUACUACUAAGUACUCUCUCACAAACUUUGUUCAAUUCUUUAUUAGCUUAAAUGAAAGAACCUGA
Messenger RNA from Paramecium octaurelia, 3353 nucleotides. Lineage: Eukaryota; Ciliophora; Oligohymenophorea; Peniculida; Parameciidae. The record is from the annotation of a GenBank genome assembly.